This is a messenger RNA of Seriola aureovittata, 1255 nucleotides long. RefSeq names its product phospholipase A and acyltransferase 4-like. The transcript is spliced from 4 exons. Gene Ontology annotation, molecular function: A2-type glycerophospholipase activity; glycerophospholipid phospholipase A1 activity. Gene Ontology annotation, cellular component: cytoplasm. NCBI's taxonomy places the organism in Eukaryota, Metazoa, Chordata, Actinopteri, Carangiformes, Carangidae. Bases 240 to 755 code for a protein of 171 amino acids. Gene Ontology annotation, biological process: N-acylphosphatidylethanolamine metabolic process. The record is from RefSeq and is a predicted model, not a curated record.
CACGUCACACGGACUCGUUUAGUAAAUGAUUUGCAAAUUAAGGCUGUGCUGUCUGGUUGUACAGUGUGCACCGAUGUGAUCAUCUAUUCUUGCUUUGUUUGCACCUCAGAGCUAAUCAGCUGGCACCAGUGUGAACUCUUCAGCUCAGAAAAACGUGGGCGCUCUUAGGUUUCGGUUUCCGUGCAGAGAGAACGGGCUGAGUCACCGCUGCUGGUCCAGACAGAUGAAGAGGUGAAAACAUGGCUCCGACACUGUUUGACUGUGAGCCAAAGCCCGGAGACCUGAUCGAGAUCUUCCGGGGGAUGUAUCAGCACUGGGCUAUCUACAUCGGAGGAAAUGAAGUGGUUCAUUUGAUUCCUCCAAAUGAAGGCUCAGGGCCGUUGGACCUCUUAAUGUUCCUGGACAGCAAUACAGCAGAAGUGAGGCGCCAGAAGCUCUGGGACGUGGUCGGCACCAACAGCUACCACAUCAAUAAUCUCCUGGACGACGAGUGCGAGCCUCGUGAUCAUCACGUCAUUGUGAGGGAGGCCUGUAGGAUGGUGGGUCAAGAGCUGCCGUACUCUGUUGCCAGUCGCAACUGCGAGCACUUUGUUACCGAGCUACGAUACGGCAAGCCAGAGUCUCGGCAGGUACGAACAGCUCAGGCGGCAGCUGUGGUCGGAGGCGUCGCUGUAGCAGGAGUGGCCUUUGCGGUUCUGGGAGCUGCUCUGUUUUCCAGCUUGACCAAAGAUGACAAAAAGAACAGAAAUUUCUAAAUGGAAAGCAAAGAGAUACAGAGAGGAACGGAAACAUCUUUCUUUCUUUUUCUUUUUUUCCCAUCGUUUGAGUCAAUUCACCUGCCAGUGAUUAUGAUUUAAACCAUCUGAAUAAAAUAUUGCAACAUGCAAACUAAAAAAAAACAAAGAAAAAAGUUGUUGGUGUGGUGCUGUCAACACACACAGAACAGACAACCUUGAGUAAGAUGAGACGAGGUGGAGAGAGGAGUUAUGGGUAAAUUCUUUCAUUUUGUCAUGUUGGAGCUUUGAGUCCUUCAGGGUCAUGUUCGUGUCUGAAACGACAUUUCUGAAACAUGAGAAGUCACCCAUUUGCAGAAUAAUACAAUUCAUUAGAGCUUAUGAAUAAGUGAUUAUCCUCAUUUAAAGAGUUGAACUUAGUGCCGCUGCCAUUUCCUUUGUUUUGGUUUUAUUUGGUCAAUACUUUAUUGUAUAUCUAUUGUAUUUAUGUAAAUGUAAAUGAAAAGCAUUCUGUGAAGUAA